UUUGAAAAUCAAUCGUUAAAUCUAAGAGCAAACAUAAUUUAAACUUGAAUGCAAACAAAAGUUGAAACUCACUUUGAAUUAUUAGAUGAACUGGAUUACACUUUGAACAAUAUCAUACUGCAUGGUAAAGGAAAACAAAUGAAUAUGUUUUAUUACAUUGAAUCUGCGUGGUUAAAUCAACCAAUGAUGGCAACUAUUUUUAACCCAAACUAACCAGGUCAAGGUGGACGAUCAUUAAUUAUAACAAUUAUUUAAUUGAUAAAAGUUGGACAAUUGAAUGGUUAAAAGCUUCUGAAAACCAAAAUCCAACCAAAGGAAUAAGUUUAUGGGAAAUUGAUUGAUCCCAAUGUUUUGCAAAUUAACGAUUUCCUAUCAACUCUGUCUCUUGAUUGUCUUCUUAAAUCAUCAUUUAAAUGGGAUCAAAGUGGUUAAAGAUGAAAAUGAUUGGCAUAAAAAGUAAAAGUUGAUUCAACAAAUUUUUUGGAUUACACUUGACCUGACAAAUCUGGUUACCCAAAAAGAAACCCAAAUCAACCCGAAUCAAGUCAACUUUAAAAUCGAUACAAAUCAACUUGGAUCGAGGCAAGUAAUCAGCAGCUUAAUAGAUUUACUUAAUAAUUAAUUUGAUCCGAUUGAAGGCGAAAUUAAAAGGCAAAAAUUGGUGAAAAAAAUUGGUUAAUCGUUAAAAGUGAUUCCAGUUAAAAUUAGCAAAAUACAAAUGAGAGUCCAUCGUCCAUUAUCCAUAAAUCCAUCUUUGAUUAAUAUGACUAUGAGAUUGCAUCUCCAAAGGAUUAAAUGGCCUUUAAUUUGGUCCUGAUUGUUGCCCUCAGUUAUUGUACAAUUGCUUGUGUUCCCUUAUUAAUCAAUAGUUCAAAGAUUUAUCAUCUAGUCAAUAGCCGUUUGUUACCAUCAUCUUUAACAGCAACACCGUUAACUCACCAUUCCUUUGUUGAAUUACCUUCAUCUUUGUUAUCAUCAUCAUCAUCUUCAACCAGUUCAUUAUCCAAUUCAUUUACAUCAUUGACAAAUUCAUUGUCAUCCUUUUUUAUCAGUAAACGGUAUUUCAAUGAUUUGGAUGCCGAGGAAAACAAUCCAGCCAGAGAUUAUGCUAUUUGGUCCGCCAUUGCUUCUUCCCUUGCCAAAUGGAAUCACAUGAGAGUUGCCAAAUUAAGGCAACGAUUUAAACUUAAAUCAAUCAAUUUUUCAAGAUCAUCUUCACCUUCACCAUCAACAUCAACAACAACAACCUCGCCAUCAUCUUCCAGAUUAGUCAAACAUCGAGUCCGAAGAGAUGAAGAAAUGGUUUGCUACCGUAACAUUGGAUGUUUUCGAGAUGAAGGUCCAUUUGAUUAUCUUGACACUUUACCAGCAGCACCUGAAGUUAUUAAUACAACCUUUACAUUGUACACUCGAUUGAAUCCAAUUGAGGGAAGUUUAAUUGAUCUGACCAAUACAACAUCUAGUUUAAAUGAUUUUAAAGAAUCAGGUCCAGUCAAGAUAAUUAUCCAUGGUUUUGGUUCAACAGGACGAGAUCCUUGGGUUUUACAGAUGACUGAGGCAUUACUAUACGUUGAUGAUGUUAAUGUGAUUGUUGUUGAUUGGGGUAAUGGAGCUGCCUUACCUAAUUACGUUCAAGCAGCGGCAAACACUCAGCUGGUUGGUAAACAAAUUGCUUUACUUAUUAAAAUGUUAAUGUACGAGAAAGGUUUAAAAUCAUCUGACUUUCAUCUCAUUGGUUUCUCACUUGGCGCCCAUAUUGCUGGUUUUACUGGCACAGAGGUUAAAAAUCUAUCACGAAUCACUGGUCUAGAUCCGGCUUCACCGUUAUUUGAGGGUUACACAGCCAAAGUACGACUGGACAGUGAGGAUGCCCAAUUUGUGGACAUUAUUCAUUCCAAUGGAGACAGCUUUUUACGCGGUGGACUUGGCUCUUUUGAACCCAUGGGACAUGUUGACUUUUAUCCCAAUGGUGGACGCAAUCAGGUUGGCUGUAAUUCAGUUUUUGUAGGAGCCAUAAAUGAUAUUUUUUACGGUAGAUGGCAGUCUCUCUGUCAUCAUAGACGAGCUUUUAGGUUUUUCAUUGAUUCAGUUGUGGCCACAUGUAAAUUUCAUGCCUUCCAAUGUGAUAAUUAUGCUAAAUUUUUGCGCGGUGAAUGCUUUGAUUGUGGCAAAGAUGGAACUGGCUGUGGUAAUAUGGGCUACUUUGCCAACCAAUCACCGGGAAGAGGUAAAAUGUAUUUGGUUACCAGAGAUUCUGAGCCAUUCUGUGCAAAUCAAUACAAGAUUCAAAUCGAUAGCAGCAGUGGACAGUCAUCUACUUGGGGAAAAUUGGAGGUGAUUUUUUUAACCAAAGAUCGCAAUGAAACAUUCCAAUUGACCAGUGAAUCAGAUGAGAUAAAAGAUGAAUCCUUAAUCCAAGGCUUAGUCGUGGCUCACCCUUUAGUUCGUAAUAUUACCUCAGCAAUUGUUAAAUACACAAAAUAUCGAGGAUGGAUUUACUCUGGAAAAGAUUUCUGGGGAAUUGAUAAAAUUGUAUUAACAAAUUCUGAUGGCGAAAUGAUCUCUUAUUGUGGUUACAAUACAAUCCUUGAAGACAGUAUACCUUUACAAUUGGAACUUGUUAAAGGUAACUGUACCGUUGAGAUAACAGCUGAUGCAAGUUACAACAAUCGUUUGGCUCGAUUGGUUUGGCAAGUUGUCUCUGGACCAAGUAAGGGUCGCCCACCUAAACUACUUUGGCGUCUAUCGUUGGCCUCAGAAGACAUUUGAUCCAAACAAGUUGACAUCAAUUGUUUCACCGAGAGACACUGAAAAUAAAGCAAAGCAAAAAAAGGAAAUCAGGUCAAAACUUGUUUCUCUCUCUCACCUAAUCAUCACCCAAUUAAAAAGCCAACCCGGAUAAAGUGAAUUGACCUGUGACCCAUAGUUAAUUAUUGACUGUCUUGACCAUGAACUUGACCCUGAUCCAAUUGAAGUGACACCAAAGUCAGAAAAAAAGAACCAGAAAAUUGAUCAACAAUGAACCGUUUAAAACAAGUCCAACGGUCUGAA
Messenger RNA from Tetranychus urticae (two-spotted spider mite), 3051 nucleotides. Its product is annotated as pancreatic triacylglycerol lipase. The record is from RefSeq and is a predicted model, not a curated record. Gene Ontology annotation, biological process: lipid catabolic process. Lineage: Eukaryota; Metazoa; Arthropoda; Arachnida; Trombidiformes; Tetranychidae. Gene Ontology annotation, molecular function: lipase activity.